Messenger RNA from Meloidogyne enterolobii, 647 nucleotides. Lineage: Eukaryota; Metazoa; Nematoda; Chromadorea; Rhabditida; Meloidogynidae. The record is from the annotation of a GenBank genome assembly.
UUAUGGCAGACGUUAAACCAAAUCAUACUCUUUACAUCAACAAUUUGAACGAGAAAAUUAAAAAAGAAGAGCUUAAAAAGGCGUUGUAUGCCAUCUUUUCACAAUUUGGGCAAAUUAUUGACAUUUUGGCUUUUGCCCAUUUAAAAAUGAGAGGACAGGCACACGUUAUUUUUAAGGAAAUUAAUUCUGCCGCAACAGCUCUUCGUUCAAUGCAAGGAUUUCCUUUUUACGACAAGCCUAUGCGAAUUCAAUUUUCGCAUAUUGAUUCUGAUGUUAUUGCUAAAGCUAAAGGGACUUAUGUUGAAAGACCAAAAAAGAACAUUGCUGUCCCGAAAAAGAAAAAGAAAGCUGUAGAAGUUGCCACAACUAAAAAGGGUAAAGCUCCAAAGGAUGGACAGCGUUCUUCUGCUCCACCAAACAAAAUUCUUUUUAUUACAAAUUUACCUCCAGAAUGCACUAAAGAAAUGUUAACUGUCGUUUUUCAACCUUUUCCCGGACUUCGCGACAUUCGUCAAAUUACUGACCGUACCGACAUUGCCUUUGUUGAAUUUAGCAAUGAGAAUGAAGCUACAAAUGUUAAGAAGGCUUUAAACAAUUUUAAGAUUACUCCAACACAUGCUAUGCGUGUUGAAUAUGCCAAGAAGUGA